This is a messenger RNA of Trichechus manatus latirostris (Florida manatee), 653 nucleotides long. It is a transcript of the gene CXCL13, whose product is annotated as C-X-C motif chemokine ligand 13. NCBI's taxonomy places the organism in Eukaryota, Metazoa, Chordata, Mammalia, Sirenia, Trichechidae. The transcript has 3 exons. Gene Ontology annotation, biological process: chemotaxis; immune response; defense response. Gene Ontology annotation, cellular component: extracellular region. The record is from RefSeq and is a predicted model, not a curated record. Gene Ontology annotation, molecular function: chemokine activity. Bases 111 to 392 code for a protein of 93 amino acids.
GACAAAGGCAGUGGGAGGGCCCUUACUGGUGUAAAUAAAUAGGAGUAUCUGGGGCUAAGAACCCACAGCUUGGACUCAGAGCAGACGUCUGAACUCCACCUCCAGGCAGAAUGAGAUUCACUUCUGCAUCUCUGCUUCUGCUGCUGCUGGCCAUCAGCCUGUCUCCAGUCCAGGGUUUUCUGGAGGCCAAUUACACAAAUUUAAAAUGUAACUGCAUCCAACAGACCUCAGCCUUCAUCCCCAUGCAGCGCAUUCAGCGGCUUCAAAUCUCCCCUGCUGGGAGCGGUUGCCCAAAUGUAGAAGUCAUAGUCUGGAUGAAGAAUAACACAGUUGUAUGCUUGAACCCUUACACCAAAUGGUUCAGGAAGUUCUUGAAAAUGUUACAAAAGUAAGUCAACAAUACCAAAGGGCUUUGAGAUUCCAGUGUACUCCUGGUUUCCUUUUCCUGGGUCACUAAAAAUGAGGACCAUUUUAAAUGCAUGAGAAGUUUCUAAGACAAAUACCUAUCCUUCAUUAUUAUUACUCAUCAGAUAGAGUGGGGGUGGCUCGUUCCAGCAGCUUGUAAACUAAACUGGAAAGCAGCGCACACAGUAUUCCUUGCUUGAUUUCUCCACGUUAAAACCAGUUUCUGGUAGAUCUUCCUCUAAACAUGA